This is a messenger RNA of Caenorhabditis angaria, 1145 nucleotides long. NCBI's taxonomy places the organism in Eukaryota, Metazoa, Nematoda, Chromadorea, Rhabditida, Rhabditidae. The record is from the annotation of a GenBank genome assembly.
AUGCUAUCAAAAUUCCUGAUUCUGAUCUUACAAUUGAUUUUGCUAGUCAAUUUGGCGUCGGGUUUGUCGGAUCAAUCGAUUUCGGUCAAGGGAAAAUUGGUGUGUGGUGCGAAGCCGGCGGCAAAUGUUCGAGUCAAAUUAUGGGAAGAGGAUUCGGGUAGGUCAUAAAGGUGUAGGGUUGGCUGCUUGAUGCUUGCACUCUCUAGCUGUCAUCCCUUGACAAGCAGAUUCUCAAGCGUCUGCGCCUUGAGACAUCUAUAGCUAGUCCUUGUCAGAUGCUUGGGUCAAGGCAGCUGAGCUUUUCUAGGCGCCAUCCCUUAACACUCUCACAAGGUCUCUAGGCACCAUCCCUUGUCACAUCUCUUUUCAAGCACCCACGCCUAGAGGCAGUUUUUUCUCAAGCAACCAUUCCUUGGCAGAGAACGCAAGGAUUCUAGGGUUCACUGCUUGCCUCUGAAGCAACCAGCCCUCAAGCAGCCAUCCCUUGACACCUUUACCUAGCUCUCAAGCGGCCAUCCCUAGACAUCUCUACCUAGCUCUCAAGCAGCCAUCCCUUGACACCUCUAUCUAGCUCUAAAGCAGCCAUCCCUAGACACCUCUAUCUAGCUAUCAAGCAGCCAUCCCUUGACACCUCUAUCUAUCCCUCAAGCAACCAUCUCAAGACACAUCUAUCUAGCCCUCAAGCAGCCACCCCUUCUCACCUCUCUAUUUCCAGGCCCGGACCCGGACGAUCUCCUUGAUCAGGGCUACACCGACGCUCAAGGCCAGUUCAACUUGAAAGGUGGAACCUCAGAGCUCACCCCGAUCGAUCCAAUCUUCAAAGUCUAUCAUGAUUGUGACGAUGGAAUCAAGGUAGGUUAAACGAUGCUCCGCCUUUACACCGGGGUCAUUUCUGUUGAUUUUUGGGUCAAAAAUCGUCAUUUUUCACUCCAAAAUUCGUGUUUUUACAGCCCGGCUCUCGUAAGGUCAAAUUCGCUCUACCGAAAUCGUACAUCACCAACGGCAAAGUUCCCGCCAAAACUUUUGACAUUGGAGUUUUGAACUUGGAGACAAUUUUCCCGGGAGAGGAAAGAGAGAUGUUGGUUUCACGGAAACGCCGUGACUUAGAGAAUUUGGACGCAUUUUUUGAAACUGUUUUGGAAUAA